UAUACAACAAAUAAUGGGCUGUAUAAAGCCUAGCGUGAUAUUCUUUUUGGGCCUACCAGAAACUUCUAUCAUUUAUAUACUUCGAUUCUCCUCAAAAUCAAUCAAACCUCAAAUCUGCAGAAUCGAAGUUCGUCAAUCUCUUUUACACUCUCAAAUUAGGGACUGGCUUGUAGAAAUGCAGGGAGGUAGAGACCCUUUUGGUGGUUUUGGUGGAUUUGGACGUCAAAGGAGUAUGAUUUCUGAGUUUUUUGGGGGAAGGGAUCCAUUUGAUGAUCCCUUUUUCAGGAGCCCGUUUGGGGGAAUGUUUGAGUCGAGCCCUUUUGGCUCUAAUGGAGGUCCAUUUAUGAAUCUCCAUAAUGGAGGUCCAUUUAUGAAUCUCCAUACUUCUGGAUUCCUCCAACACCAGCCACCCAGCCUACCCCGUCAGCCUAACCUGACAAAGGGACCAGCGAUGUCGAGGGGACCGGUGAUUGAGGAGCUGAAUUCCGACGAUGAAGAGGAUGAGAAGGAGAGUGGAGAUAUGAAGAAAGAGAAUCCUAGAAAACAUGGAAGAUCAAGCAAGGAGCCCAUUGUGAAGGACCCUGAUGACGAAGCUACUGAGAAAAAGAGCAAGCAUCUUGCUCACUGGAAUGAUAUGAACCAGAUGCAACAUGGAAGGAUGCAGCCUGGAGUGAAUAGCUUCACUUUUCAAAGCUCCAGUGUUUCUUAUGGCGGUGCUAAUGGUGCAUUCUACACCACAUCUAGUACUAGGAGAACAGGGAGUGAUGGAUUGACCUAUGAGGAAUUCAAAGAAGCCGAUUCAUCAACUCGUCAAGCAACUCAUAGAGUCGGAAGGGCCAUCCACGACAAGGGUCAUUCUGUCACCCGGAAACUGAAAUCAGAUGGACAUGUGGAUACAAUGCAGACUCUGCACAAUAUUAAUCAAGAUGAACUACCUCGUUUUGAGGAAGCAUGGAAAGGAAAUGCCAAAAUGCAUCUCCCUGGAUGGAGUAAGGAAUCUGCUAGUCGAGAUGCUAUGCGGUCUGCAAGAAUCGGUGAUAGAGGGGGCUGGGCACUUCCUAGCAUUGGGAGUUUGAACAAUGCAGGAAGCACGAAAACAGCUGCAGGAGGACUCCCACAGCAUUCAGGAAGAGCAAAACCUGAUGUUGGUAACGGAUCCGGCUCCUCAUCACGUGUUAGAACACACAGAGCUGGCAGUGGUCAUCAAAACAACAAGCACUACUAAUUUCAGCGGUCCAGUUUCUCACACAGAUGGGGCGAUGGAGGUUUCUGGGUCUUGAGAGUUGAGCUACGUUAGUGAUUUAUGUGUACUAGAAGUAUUGUAUAUGAGAUGUUAUAAGUUGAAUUUAGCAUAUCUGUAAUGGCAGAAUUUGAUGGCACGUAGCUGUAAUGGGUUAAUUCUCUUUGUGAAUUAUGCAUGUGUAUGAAUGGAUGGAGCUGUUCGGACUUC
Messenger RNA from Salvia splendens (bonfire salvia), 1450 nucleotides. RefSeq lists its product as uncharacterized. The record is from RefSeq and is a predicted model, not a curated record. Lineage: Eukaryota; Viridiplantae; Streptophyta; Magnoliopsida; Lamiales; Lamiaceae. The transcript has 7 exons. The coding region runs from base 14 to 1225 and encodes 403 amino acids.